AUGGCAGAGAGGGAUUCUCUUAUCUCGUACCCCUUGGACCUCCCGGAAUCCCCCUCUCAAAUGAUUGGCAGGCGCAGAAACCGCCUCGUGAACAUCAUCAAGCAGAACGACCUUCCUCAACUCCGUCAGUUUAUCGUCUCAUGCUCUCCUGAGGAUGUGAUUGCCCCUGGGACGCCCUACUUGGAGGAUACCUUGUUCAAUGCUGCCUCGUACGGCAGCCCCGAGUCUCUUCACAUCCUCUUGGAGGUGUACAUUGCGGCCCCGGAGGUUGUCAAGAGGCUCAAUCCCAAAUUACAUCUGCUGCUCGAUGCAUGUGGUACAGCAAAUAUUGAUGUGGUGCGCUUCAUUUUGGAUAGCCAUGACAUUCCAGAGAAUCGAUUACCGCUCGGGACGGUGGAUUUGCAUCAGAGAGAUGACUCCGGAGAUACGCCGAUCCUCGCGGCUACGGGGUCGUUGAUGUAUCUUGACAAAGACGCCGAUGGAGUAGAAGAUGAGGGUCUCUAUUGGAAUGAGUGGAUUCGAAAUCGGAUUGCGCGGGGCCAUAGAUUGAUUAAUCUCCUUCUCGACCGGGGCUGUUCAGCGACAGAUAUUAUUCCCCCUUUGCCAAAUGAUCUCUCUCCUUAG
This is a messenger RNA of Penicillium canescens, 624 nucleotides long. RefSeq lists its product as uncharacterized. Bases 1 to 624 code for a protein of 207 amino acids. The transcript has a single exon. The record is from RefSeq and is a predicted model, not a curated record. Lineage: Eukaryota; Fungi; Ascomycota; Eurotiomycetes; Eurotiales; Aspergillaceae.